This is a messenger RNA of Toxotes jaculatrix (banded archerfish), 1665 nucleotides long. It is a transcript of the gene hcn3, whose product is annotated as hyperpolarization activated cyclic nucleotide-gated potassium channel 3. Gene Ontology annotation, molecular function: voltage-gated potassium channel activity. Bases 139 to 1665 code for a protein of 508 amino acids. The record is from RefSeq and is a predicted model, not a curated record. The transcript has 8 exons. Gene Ontology annotation, biological process: transmembrane transport; potassium ion transport. Gene Ontology annotation, cellular component: membrane. Lineage: Eukaryota; Metazoa; Chordata; Actinopteri; Toxotidae.
UCUCACAAGCCGGAGACUCCAAGGUAUCGCAGCUGGAGCAGCCUCCGCUUCUCAAGAUGGAGAAGUGGUUCCCAGAGGACAAGUGGUGAUGACCCCGCACAGGACCAGUCCACCUACUUCCAGAGGCAGUUUGGCUCCAUGCUGCAGCCCGGGGUCAACAAAUUCUCCCUGCGCAUGUUUGGCAGUCAUAAGGGUGUUGCUGCCGAGCAGGCCAGGGUGAAGAGCUUUGGAGUGUGGAUCAUCCACCCCUACAGUGAUUUCAGGUUUUACUGGGACAUUGUGAUGCUCCUGUUGAUGAUGAGUAACCUGGUGAUUUUACCCUGGGGAAUCACCUUCUUUGAGGACCAGAACACCAUGCCCUGGAUCACCUUUAAUGUCCUGUCUGACACUCUCUUCCUCAUGGACCUGGUUUUCAACUUCCGCACUGGAAUCCUGGGAGAGGACAGCCACAUCAUCCUGGACCCCAAAGAAAUCCGCAUGCAUUACCUUCGCACCUGGUUCCUGGUGGACUUCAUCUCCUCCAUCCCCGUUGAUUAUAUUUUCCUCAUCGUUGACCUGGAGUCCCGGCACGAGUCAUCUGACGUGUACCGCACUGCCCGUGCACUCCGCAUUGUGCGCUUUACCAAGAUCCUCAGUCUGCUGCGUCUUCUCCGACUGUCUCGCCUCAUCCGCUACAUUCACCAGUGGGAAGAGAUUUUCCAUAUGACUUAUGACCUGGCCAGUGCAGUGGUGCGUAUAGUCAACUUGAUUGGCAUGAUGCUGCUGUUGUGUCACUGGGAUGGCUGCUUGACCUUUAUGGUGCCUAUGCUGCAGGACUUUCCAUCGGACUGCUGGGUAUCCAAAAAUAAUAUGGUGAAUGCUACAUGGCACAUACAGUACUCAUACGCUCUGUUUAUGGCCAUGAGUCACAUGUUGUGCAUAGGAUACGGUGCCCACCCUCCAGAGGGAAUGACCGAUGUUUGGCUCACCAUGAUCAGUAUGGUUGUGGGGGCCACCUGCUAUGCCAUGUUCCUCGGCCAUGCGACUAACCUGGUCCAGUCCUUGGAUGCGUCACAUCGCCAGUAUCAAGAGAAGUACAAGCAAGUGGAGCAGUACAUGUCGUUCCAUAAACUUCCAGCGGAUGUAAGACAGAGGAUCCAUGAUUAUUACGAGCAGCGAUUCCAAGGCAAGAUGUUUGACGAGGACAGCAUCCUUGGAGAGCUCAGUGAUCCGCUCAAGGAGGAGAUAGUCAGCUAUAACUGCCGUGGGCUAGUGGCCAACAUGCCACUGUUUGCGAACACUGACCCUCAUUUUGUGACAGUGAUCCUGACCAAGCUGCGUUUCGAAGUCUUCCAACCCGGUGACCUGAUUAUACGAGAAGGAACUCUGGGUAGGAAAAUGUACUUCAUCCAGCACGGAACCGUCACUGUCAUCCCACGCGGCAGUAAGGAGAUUAAGCUCAACGAUGGAGCAUAUUUUGGGGAGAUCUGCCUGCUAACGCAGGGACGACGCACAGCCAGCGUGAGCGCGGACACCUACUGUCGUCUUUACUCCCUGAGUGUGGACAGUUUCAACGAGGUCCUGGAGGAACAUCCUCUGAUGAGGAGGGCCUUUGAGAGCGUAGCUGUGGACAGGCUGGGACGGGUUGCUCGCAGGCCCAGUUAUCAGCCUCCCACAGCAGAGUGA